GAGUCCCAGGACGUAGUUAACAGCUGUGUGCGCGAAACAGCACCACCAAGAGCUAAGUUUUCUGAUAUAAAAGAUUAAUAGUUGCUCAAGAGGAUUCUUAAUAUAUCAUCUAACGUUCAAAUAUCAACAAUCAUGAAUUAGAAAUGUUAAAUGUUGUGUUAGAACGAUUAUGAAAGAGUCGUUUUAGAAGUAUCGAUUUUCAAACCAACCAGCUGGCAGCAUUGAAUUAUUGAAAGGCGAAGACAUAUCUGGAAUAUUUUUCAGUAAGUGUUGUGUCAUCGGAAAAGUAACAAAGCGUCAACGGAAAAAAUCGAUAACCGCGUAAAAGUCUGACAUCUGCUCCCAUUGCGUGAUGCGAAUCUAAAAGAGAUAGCUAUAGGCGGAGAGCUGUACCCUUACAACGCUGAUAGCCAGUCUGGUGAUAAAAUAUAAAUACUGAACAACCCUUCACAAUCGAAGUCAAGUAUUAAUUAAAGAUGGGUGGUGCUGAUAUCAAAUGGCAGAAGGAUGCUGGAGACCAGAACUUCGAUUACAUGUUCAAGCUUCUUAUCAUUGGAAACAGUUCUGUCGGGAAAACUAGUUUCCUAUUUCGCUACGCGGACGAUUCCUUCACAUCGGCCUUCGUAUCCACCGUCGGCAUUGACUUCAAGGUGAAGACAGUUUUCCGCCACGACAAACGCGUUAAACUUCAAAUAUGGGAUACUGCAGGCCAGGAACGCUAUCGCACCAUCACGACUGCGUAUUACCGAGGCGCUAUGGGCUUCAUACUCAUGUAUGACAUAACCAAUGAAGAAAGCUUCAAUAGUGUUCAAGAUUGGGUGACUCAAAUCAAGACGUAUUCUUGGGACAACGCACAAGUGAUCCUGGUCGGCAACAAGUGCGACAUGGAGGAGGAGCGCGUGGUGAGUGCUGAGCGUGGCCGGCAGCUUGCCGAUCAGCUUGGAGUAGAGUUCUAUGAGACCAGCGCUAAAGAAAACAUAAAUGUUAAGACGGUGUUCGAGCGUUUGGUUGAUAUAAUUUGCGACAAGAUGUCCGAGAGCCUCGAUUCUGAGCCAGCGAUGCUCGCCGGCGGAGCACGCGGCCAACGUCUUACUGAGCAGCCGCAAAACAACGCAAACCCCAACUGCAACUGUUAAGAAUAUACUAUAAACGUUACUUUCUGAAUACUAUUUACACGAAGACUUGUUCUGAAUUAUCUGCGAUUCCGUCGUUUCUAGCUGACGUACAAAAGCUCACUUUGCGAGUCAUGUUUGACUUAUCAAUGUUAAAUGUAAUCUGAUGGAAAUGCCAACAAUGUCGAACUAUACUUUCCUUUGAUGUUUUUCUAUCUUAUACUUCAGUUUCAAUCUUUCAUUCUUUGGUAUAAUUUUAUUUACAUUAAUUUCUCUAAACUUUAGAAUUAUGUUCUUUCUUGUUGAAUUCUGAGUACAUUUUUCUAUUAGUUAUCGACGUAAAUGUUCUUAUAAAUCUAUUUCUACGUUAUAUUAAAUUAAAUGUGUCGCCAUGUUAUUGUUAAAUGUCUUUAAUAAUUUGAAAAGUUCGUAGAAAAUUAGAUAAACUUGAUGUUAAUGUAUUGCCGUACAUUUUAUUGUUAACAACGCAUUUUCAUUGAUGUAUGUAAUUUAGAAAAAUUGUUAAAACUCUGUAUAACAAUAAUAACAUGUAUUAGUAUCUAUAAUUUAGAUGUUAGGUAGCUAUAUAUGCAAGCUGGAGUAGGGAUCUGAUAUCAUUUAGAUUUUUGAUGUAUUCAAAUCGCUUCUGGUUAAAAUUUAAAAUUCAAUAUAUUAGUGUUGCGUAAUUACCUUCCGUCUUAAUUUCCAAUGACAUAUAAAUUAAAUAAAAACAUAUUUUCAUUAUUCAAUUUGCGCAAAAUAACUUUACGGAAACAAAAUACGGCACAUUCGUCACAAUUGCGGAUAAUGGACCAAAAUCAAGAAUAAGAAAAUGUUCAGAAGAUUUCAUAGUUCUAAAAAGGCGCAAAAUAUUUUUAGAAAUGUGUUUUUUCAUUAUAGAAACUUUGUAAUCCAUGUAUUACCUCAUUCCUCGCAUAUUUAGUUGCUGACAAUUUAUAGUUUAAAGUUACAUUAUUUAUGAAUGCUUAAAUAAAAUUAUUUUAUUUAAUCCUAAAACUUAAACGAUAUGAAUAAAAAUUAUAUGCUUUUAUUAUAUGUCUAUGUAAUCUCGCAAGUAUAAAGAUCCGCUUCGCAUAUGAAUGUUAUUGGAAAUACAUAGCUUUUAUCUCUACGUUGAUUUUAUGCAACGUUUGUAAAUAAGUUUUAUUAUUGUGUAAAUUUACAACUGUAUAGUAUAUCUACAUGCAUAUAAAUCUGUUUGUACUCUUGUUACCUAUGAUGCUAUAUAAUUUAGGAAUUACUUAAAUCUCAAAUAUUAAAGUUGAUAUCUAAUUUCUUUAAAUUACAAAUUGCGGUACGCCUAAUUAAAUUGUCAUCGUGAACAACUGACGCGAUUAUGGGGAGAAAAAGUUCUUUUUGCUUACUAUAGAUGUCACGAUCAAGAGUGAAAGUAACACGAAAUAACACAGAUAUACAAAAAAACACUUUAUUUUGUAUACAAGGACUUCUGUUAAAUUUCAUUAAAAAAUUCAAAAAUGAAAAAAGAAUAAAAAUUUUAAAUCGCUAGAAUGACGUUUAAAAAUUUGACAGAUGACAGCGCACUCUUGACGCUAGCGCCACCUACUUGGAGCAUUCAGUUUUUCUCCCUAAAUGACACAUGCUGUCUUUGUUUUUCAAUGAGCAUAAAAAGGAUGACAAUAUGUAUUAAUACAAGUAUCCCGGCUGUAUACGCAAUUGUAACAGAUCUAUUGAUUUUAUUAUAUGUAGAAAUUAUAGACAAUACAAUUUAUAUCAAAAUUCUGUUUAACAGCAUGCACAUUAUUUUUUAGACUGUAGCUAAUAAGGUGUGUCUACACUAGGUAGCUAACUGACAUCUAUUGAUGUACUACCAAUAAUACGUAUACCAGUUGAGUCCUAUUAAAUAAUCUCGUCUACAUUCCGUACCUGUAGCAUGGUUGAAUUGAGGCUUUCUAUAUAAUCAUUAUUAAUUAAAAAUAAUAAACCUCUUAAUAUUUCAACUUAAACUAUAACUACACAAAAGGAAUUGGAUAAUAAUUGCCCAUUUAUAAAUAGAAUUACGCCUCCAAUAGUAUUCUUAAAUGUCAAUUUUAGUGGAUCAAUUACAAAAUAAUGAUCCAAUGAAAUAAUAUUCUCAGGAAAAUACAUUUAAAAAUGGAAUAAAGGUUAUGGGUUGACAUAAGAUAACAGUAGAGAGAUGGUGCCAUAAUGGGCGUGGAAGCAUAUCUUAGUGAAAGGAAUUAGAUGAAUUAUUUUUGUUUAUGAAACAAUAAAAUAUUGUUCAAUAAUAGUAAAACAUUAUGACCAAAACAUUAAUAUUUUCUAUUCUUACAAUUUUAGUUGAAAUUUAGAUUUAAAAAAAAUGGUUACGGUUUAUCUGACACAAAUGUAGUUAUUCACUAAAAAAAACUA
This is a messenger RNA of Papilio xuthus (Asian swallowtail), 3503 nucleotides long. RefSeq names its product RAS oncogene family member Rab3 (gene Rab3). Gene Ontology annotation, molecular function: GTPase activity; GTP binding. NCBI's taxonomy places the organism in Eukaryota, Metazoa, Arthropoda, Insecta, Lepidoptera, Papilionidae. The coding region runs from base 477 to 1136 and encodes 219 amino acids. The record is from RefSeq and is a predicted model, not a curated record. The transcript is spliced from 6 exons.